AUGAACCGGUCUACUUUCAAUAUCCAGCCCCUGCACCGCUUCGGCCGCGCAAAUACCUCUAUCCGGAGACCAAAGGAAAUUGCCUGUUUCUCUUAUGAUGACCAGCGUCGUUUUUCGCUGGGCGAUUCGUCCAUGACCUACUACUACACGCCGGCUCUCCCCGCAGACCUGAACAAGGGCUAUGAGACAUUCCAGAAGCUUGAUGAUGUGCCCGAUGAGCACUUGGAUGCCUUACUUGAUACCCUUGUUGCUCAUGAGAAAGAAAUAGAGAAGAAGUGUGAUGUAGACAUCGUCACAUGGAGAGGAAUGAUGACCAAGAUUCUAACAGCUCCCUUUGAUAAUAUGAAUGGAUUCAUCGAAGAAAACAACGAGUAUAAGAACCAACAGAAAGAAAUCCAACGCAAGCGAGGAUCACCACCUGGAAUGGCACCACAGGAACUCAUGAUGUAUUGGGGCUACAAAUUCGAAAAGCUGGCUGUACUUCCAAAGACGUGGGAUGAAUCAACUCGCGAAGAGAUCGAAGGCCGCGAAAACGAAGUCGUCAACAACGCAGCACAGUAUUGUUCCGUUGUUCGCACUGGGAUCGGCAACGUGCGUAUGAUUCUCGGUGGAGAGGUUGAUGCCAUCUGGGACAGCAAGCCAUCGCGAAAAGAAAGCCCCAUUAACUGGGUUGAGCUCAAAACAUCAGCUCAGAUCCGCAAUGAACGCGACAUGAUAAAGUAUGAGCGGAAAUUGCUCAAGUUCUGGGCACAAUCAUUCCUGCUCGGUGUGCCUAAGAUCAUCGUAGGAUUCCGUGAUGAAAAUGGCAUUUGCCGUAGCUUAGAGGAGCUGGACACAGCCAGUAUUCCCGGAAAAGUGUUGAGUGUCGGCCGGCGGUCUUGGGAUGGAAACGUCUGCAUCAAUUUUACUGGUGCUUUCUUAGAAUGGCUUAAGCAGACCAUCAAUCAGGAGGGGACGUGGAGAAUUCGGAAGAAGGAGAAGUCUCCGGUUAUUGAGGUCUAUCAAGUUGAGGAGCAAGGACAUGGCGAUAUUCUCUCGCCUGCUUUCAAGGCCUGGCGAUCAACGACGACCUCUGCAAGUUUGUGA
Messenger RNA from Penicillium expansum, 1086 nucleotides. RefSeq names its product DXO/RAI1 family decapping nuclease. Gene Ontology annotation, molecular function: mRNA 5'-diphosphatase activity. Lineage: Eukaryota; Fungi; Ascomycota; Eurotiomycetes; Eurotiales; Aspergillaceae. Gene Ontology annotation, cellular component: nucleus; cytosol. The transcript has 7 exons. The record is from RefSeq and is a predicted model, not a curated record. The coding region runs from base 1 to 1086 and encodes 361 amino acids. Gene Ontology annotation, biological process: nuclear-transcribed mRNA catabolic process; NAD-cap decapping.